UAUUAGAUUUUUGUCGUAAAAUGAUGCGCUUGCCUCUGCUGGAGCACACAUGCGCGUUUCCAUGACACAGAAGGCAAAUAAUGAGCGCACUUCUGUGUCUUUUUGUUGACAAAUGGUAUGACUCAGGAGAUACCACUUGGACAGGUAUGACUGUUUUGUAACUGUAUCUGUUAUUAGUGACCUGAAGGAGGCGCUGUUUUACUCUGGAUGUUGGAGCAAGCUUUCUGUUCGGUCCUGUUAAUAAAGUCAAGCCGGUGAAUGGCUAAAGAGAGACGUGGCUGCCCGUUGUAAUUUCUUCAUAAUUAUUCCGCUGCAGGUAGGCAAAAGGUGUAAGCCUACACUGAGGAACUAAACCUGCUAACAGGUUAUGGGCCCAGAGACCGCAAGGAGCAUUCUGAGAGUCUGACGACGGACACGUGCUAUCGCAAGACGUCUGUUUGCUAACGCAAAGCAGGAAUUAGCUGGGAGCUAUUGCUAGCUUAGCUACGGACAUAAAAUGACGAACAGAACCAAGAUUAAGUGGCCCACAUUCGACGGGAGAGCAGAGGAGUAUGAGCUCUGGGAAGAAAGGAUGUUAUGCUGCAUGCACAGUGCAGGACUGAAGCAGACAAUCCUGAAUGAGCCUGCCGGUCCUCUGUCAGUGGAAGAACAAGCACGUGACAACAAGCUGAACGCUGAUGCAUAUUGCGCGCUGGCGCCAUUACUGGAUAACACCAGCUUGGGACUGAUAUUCAGAGACACUAAAGACAAAGGCAGAGAGAGUCUGAAAGUGUUAAGAGAACACUACAUCGGCAAAGGUAGGCCCCGGAUUGUCUCCCUGUACAUAACAUUGACCUCACUGAAGAAAGCAGACACAGAGACUGUUACAGAGUAUGUCAUCAGAGCAGAGCAAAUCAUCACAGCGCUCAAGAGUGCAGGUGAAGCACCGAGUGAGGGACUGAUGAUGGCAAUGAUUAUGAGGGGACUUCCAGAAAAAUACAAGCCAUUCACGCUGAUGGUUACACAUAGCUCUGCAGACAUGAAGCUGGGAGAGUUCAAAGCCAAAUUAAGGAACUUUGAGGCCUCUGAAGACAUAGACCCCGUAGCAGAUGAGACGGGAGAGAGAGUGCUGAAAGCCCGAGCGGCUCCAAAGAAAAAGAGCGGACCUUCAACGGACCUGGUUUGCUGGAGAUGUGGAGAAAAGGGGCACAGAAAAGAUGAUUGCUCAAAGAAAGCUUGGUGUAGUUCAUGCAAGAGCACAAGUCACACAGAUAAAGCGUGCAGAAAGAAAGAACGUGGACGUGGCUCUCGGUGCGCUCGUGCUCAAGAUGACUGCUGCGACAGCAGAAGCCAUAAAGUGGAUUGCAGGCGGGACGACACCAGGGGAGCUGCAGAAAAGGAAGACUUCACGUUUAAGACGGAGACGAAAGAUGCCAGCAGAGCUGCACAGCAGAUCCAGAUAAAAGGCCUGGUCGUGGACACAGGUGCAUCGUCCCACAUUAUUAACGACAGGAGCCGGUUCAAGAGUUUCGACAGCACCUUCAAGCCAGAGAGACACAGCAUGGAGCUUGCAGACGGAAAGCGUACUUUUGGGUUGGCACAAGGCAGAGGGGAUGCACAGGUAUGUCUCCUGGACAGUAAAGGGCGCCGCUGUACAGUGACGUUGAAGAACGCCCUUUACAUCCCCUCAUUCCCACAAGAACUCUUCUCGGUGAAGUGUGCAACUGCUAAUGGUGCCAAGGUACACUUUGAUGAAGUGACCUGAAGGAGGCGCUGUUUUACUCUGGAUGUUGGAGCAAGCUUUCUGUUCGGUCCUGUUAAUAAAGUCAAGCCGGUGAAUGGCUAAAGAGAGA
Messenger RNA from Oryzias latipes (Japanese medaka), 1832 nucleotides. Lineage: Eukaryota; Metazoa; Chordata; Actinopteri; Beloniformes; Adrianichthyidae. The record is from RefSeq and is a predicted model, not a curated record.